AAACUUUGCAGUUCUUGCUAUAUAGUCUGAUAGUAGACUAUAUUGCUGUAUUGCAUUGUAGUAGGCCAGAGCAAGAGAUCGGGUUAUUUCUAUUUGGGACAAGAGAUGAACGGUACUCUUUUUGAUGAAAAAUUCCUUUAUUUAGUUAUUAGCGUUUUGUUCAUUUUCAAUGUGAUACGUGGGUUUAGGAAUUACGGUGACGUCCAGGGUUUUCAGGUGUUAUCAGACAAAUCAUCGUCGUCAUGUCCGUUAAAGGCACCGUAUUAGAAAGUUAUCAGUUUGAUGUUAGAGAUUUCUCUGACAGGCAAAUACAAGUUAUCAAAGCUGCAUGUGCUGCAGGAAAAGGUAACACAGAAUUGAAAAGAAAAUUGCAUUUAUCCAUUGCUCGUCAAGAGCACAACAGAAAAAAGUACGUCAAGAAAGUCGCUCUUGAAAGAAGAAAAGCAUACAUGAAGCCAGUCUAUGAUAAUCUGCGUGAAAAACUGCAUAUUCCCAUAAGAGUAUGGAAUUUUUUUGGCGAUGCUAGGAGAAGAAUUGAUAAUUUCAGCCAGUCGUUACUUCCAAAGUCAUGGUCACUGUAUGGUCAGGACACAAUGGAAUGGCCAGAAAUACAUAUUGAUGAAGAUGCAGGCCAUUCACCUCAUGUACUAGCAGGUAUGCCUGCAAACUGUGUCAAAUUACCUGGAUGGGAACGAGUAAAGCAGGCUUUUUUACCAAGAAUAUAUAUGGAAAUGUAUGAUCCAUACAACCCAACUCACACCUUUAACUGGGAUACCCUAACCUUGAGUACAUUUAUUUUGAGCUGCGUGGUUGGAGUUUUUCAUGGUGCAGAAUAUGCAAACCGUGAUCUUGCUAAAUACAAAGAACAUGAAGGGACUGUAUUCUAUGAAUCCAGAAUGAUGGGCCAACGGGUUCGAGACGCUGUUUAUGCGAGAUCUUUAGCGAAGUACGCAAUACGAUGGGGAUGGAGGUUCGGCCUACUAUAUGCAGUAACAUACGGAAUUAGUCAAUCAAUGACAAUAUACAGACUGGAGGACAAAGUCGGUCACUAUGUUGCAGCUACUGGGAUUGCCACAGCACUGUAUGCAUGGAAAAGUGGGCCAUCUGGAAUGAUGAGAUUUGGUAUCGUAGGAGCCAUUCUUGGAAUUCCACUUGGUAUAUGCUUUGCAACUCUAGGAUUCAAUCCUAGGCCUCUGCAUUACUAUAGUAAGGUAGAACCUUAUGCCACCGGGCCCAUGUCUCAAGAAGGCAUGACGUUACAAGAAAGACUGUUGAGCACAGAGCGGACUUUUGAGACGCUUUUUCUGUUACGAACUUCACAUAGCCCAGAAAUAAACAAUGAAGAAUUUUUUAGAAAAUUUGUAGGAAGUACAUGACAAUGUGAUUGAUUGUUGUUAAUUUUAUUUAAAUUUGAAAAAUAAUAUAAAAGCUUGUCAAUCAA
This is a messenger RNA of Styela clava, 1441 nucleotides long. RefSeq lists its product as uncharacterized. The record is from RefSeq and is a predicted model, not a curated record. Gene Ontology annotation, cellular component: mitochondrion. Gene Ontology annotation, biological process: mitochondrial respiratory chain complex I assembly. NCBI's taxonomy places the organism in Eukaryota, Metazoa, Chordata, Ascidiacea, Stolidobranchia, Styelidae.